Messenger RNA from Heterostelium album PN500, 1089 nucleotides. RefSeq names its product class I SAM-dependent methyltransferase. The record is from RefSeq and is a predicted model, not a curated record. Lineage: Eukaryota; Evosea; Eumycetozoa; Acytosteliales; Acytosteliaceae. The coding region runs from base 1 to 1089 and encodes 362 amino acids. Gene Ontology annotation, molecular function: methyltransferase activity. Gene Ontology annotation, biological process: methylation. The transcript has 2 exons.
AUGGAAGAAUUAUCAGUACCAACAACAUCUUUAUUUGUAUGCUCAUUAAGGCUUUACAUUACAAAUCAAUUUGUGAAAUAUGUUUUAGAAAAAGAAAAUGGUGAUCAACAGUCAAAAGAAUUAGUAAAAUCCUUCUUCAAAAAAUAUGAUCCUGAUCUACCAAACAUUGUUUCAAGGUAUUCAAAUAUUUUGGUAUAUGAUCCAUAUUCUUAUUAUUUUUGUAAGACAAAUGAAUCAUUAUUGUAUAUUUCAGACUCAUUAAAUAAAAUUAAUGAUACUUUUCCUGGAAACCUAGAGUCAAAGACUUUCGAGAAGGAAGUGCUAGAGGAGAUCCAAUUUCCAACGAACUUACGAUUCCCAGAGUUAAAGAAUUAUAUUCUAAAUUCAAAAAAUCCAAUGAUGUCUUGGACUUUGUUAAAUUCCAAAGGAUUACUCCUGGCAUUACUCUUCAGAACCAGGUACAUCGAUGAUUUCAUUGUCGAGAAAAUCAACGAAGGUUAUGAUCAAUUUGUUUUGUUGGGUGCUGGUCUAGAUUCAAGAGGAUAUCGUUUGCCAUUCAAAUCUGGAACAACCGUUUGGGAAGUUGAUUUCCCAGAGGUGUUGAACUACAAACAAUUCGUUCUCGAGAGUGUUAAAGAUGUCAUUCCAAAAGUAUCUCAAGCCAACAAUGUAUAUAUUACCAGUGACCUUUUAAAACCCCAAGAUUGGACAUCUCAAUUGCAAUCUACAGGAUUCGAUAGUAACAAAAAGACAAUUUGGAUUAUGGAGGGACUUCUCUUUUACAUUGAGAGGUCAGGUAUCUCAUUGAUUCUAAAUUCAGUUUCCAAAUUAUCUUCAUCUGGAUCUGGUGCAUGUAUGCAAAAUAUGUCAGCUGAUUUAACAGAAAAAGAAACAUUCAAUCCAAUGGUUUUGCUUUGUAGAAAGGAAAUGCGUUCAUUGAGCAACGACCCAUAUGAGUAUCAAUUGGAAAUGGGAUUUACAAAAGAUGUCAAAAUAUAUCAUGAGAGUCAGAUAGAAAUUCUCUAUAAAAUAAGUGAAGAGAAAAUAGAGAAUACAAAUAAUCAUAUUAUAAUUGCAUAUAAGCCUUAA